AUGGGUGAACUUUUGAACGGCCUUGUAGAGAAGCAGGUAGACAUGCUGCACUCACCACUUCAAUUUUCUUGGUUUGAAUCUCUAGGUGUUUCAAGAAUUAUCUUUGAACUUUUUCUCAACUUAAUGGACAAAACAGUGUCGAAACGAUUGCUUGAUAAGGACCAUAUUGUUAUCUAUAAAGGCGAUGGUGGUGGUGUUACUAGUCGAGGUGUUAGAGCUCAUAUAAGCAAUAAGGUAGCAGUUGGUUUAAAAAGGGGUGUUGGUGUUGGUGGAGGUGGAGAUAGUGGUUCAGGAGUAAAGCAGGGAGGUGUUGGUGGUGAGUUUAAGGUAGAUGGAAGUACUAGUAAUAAUAUAGAAACUGGAGGUGUUAGUGUUAGAGUUGGAAGUGGCAGUGUUAGUAAUAAGGAAAGUCAUGGUGGUGGAGAUAGUAGCUUAGGACUAGAGGGAGAUACCGAUAAUGGAGUUGGGGGAGGUAAGAGUGGAGGAGUUGGGGGAGGUGGUAGUGUUGAUAACGUAGGAAGUCGUAGUGGUGGAGGCGAUUCAAGAUCUAGGGGAGAUCAAGGUGGAGUUGGAGAAAGUGUUGGUGGCAAUGUUGGUGUUGGUGGAGGUGGUAGUUUAGGAGCUGGAGGAGGUUCUAGUAUUGGUGUUUGGGGAGGUAGAGGUACUGCUAACAAUAUAGGAGUAGGGGGAGGUGUUAGUGGUGAAGAUGGAGGAGGUGGUGGUAUUGGUAAUAGGAGAUUUCAUGGAAGUAGAGGUGAUAAUUUAGGAGCAGUGGGAGGUGUUGGUGGUAGACUUGGAGGAAAUGGUAGUGUUGGUAACGGAGAAAGUCAUGUAUCAAAAAGACGCCUUCACCCAACACCCAAACGGCAAAUGAACCACGAAUCUGACAAGGGAGCUGCAAGUAGUGAAGGUACUUUAGGAGCUGGGAGAGGUACAAGUGUUGGAGUAGGAGGUAGCAAUGGCAAUAAUGUUGCUGGUGUUGGAGGAGAUACAAGUGGUGGAAUCAAUGAAGCUGGAGGUGCUAGUGGUAAUAUAGGGGUGGAGGGAGGUGUUAAUGGAGUUGGAGGAGGUGUUGGUAGUGGAGGAUGUUAUGGUGGUGGAAGUGGUUUAAGUGGUAUUAUUGGAAAUACUAGUGCUAGUAGCGGAGUUGGAAGAGCUAGUGGUAUUGAUAAUGGAGGAAGUCGUGGCAGUGGAAAUGGAAGUUUAGGAGCCAAAGACAGUGCUAGUGGUGGAGUUGGAGGAGAUGGUGAAUUAGGAGUUGGAGGAGGUGCAAGUGGUGGAAUAAGCAGAGGUGAAGGUAAUGGAGGGAGUCAUGGUGGUGGAGGUGGCUUAAGAGAUGGAGAAGGUACAAGUAGUGGAGUUGGAGGAGGUAGCAAUAUUAGUGUUGGAGGAGGUGGUGGUUUAGGAGCUGCAGGAGGUGUUAGUGGUGGUGGGGUUGGGGGAAGUGGAGUUAUUAUUGGUAAUAUAAGUAUUGGUGGUGGAAUUGGUGGUAUCGGUAAUGCGAGAAGUCGUGAUAGUGAAAGUAAUGGUUUAAGAGCUGGGAGUGAUGCUAGUGGUGGAGUUCGAGAAGGUGGUGGAUUAGGAGUUGGAGGAGGUGUAAAUAGUGGAAUAAGCAGAGAUGGAAGUAGCAAUGGUAGUAUAAGAGCUGGGGAAGGGAUUAAUGGAGAAGUUGGAAGAGGUGGUAGUAUAAGUAGUGGAGGGAGUCAUGAUAGUAAAGGUGGUUUAGGAGCUGGGAGAGGUACAGUUAAUGGAGUCGAAGGAGCUAGCAAUUUUAAUGUUGGUGGAGGUACUGAUUUAGGAGUUGUAGGAGGCACUAGUGGUGGUAGUAGGGUCAGAGAAGGUGGAGGUCCUGUUGGUAAUAUAUCUGUUGGUGGGGGUAUUGAUGGUGGAGUUAGAGGAGCUGGUAGUAUCAGAAACGAAGGAAGUCAUGGUAAUGGAAGUAGUAGUUUAGUAGUUGGGGGUAGUGUUGGUAGUGGAGUUAGAGGAGAUGUUGGAUUAGGAGUUAGAGGAGGAGCAAGUGAUGGAAUUAGUGGAGGUAGAGAUACUGGUAGUAAUAUAAGAGCAGGGGGAGGUACUAGUGAAGGAGUUGGAGGAGAUGGUGGUGGUGGUUUAGGAGCUACAGGAGAUGCUAAUGGUAGUGGUGAGGCAGUGUUUGGUGGUGGAGUUGGAGGAGGCAUAAGUGGUGAAUUUGACAAAGGUGAAGGUAUCAGUGGCAAUAUAGGAAGUGGGGGAGGUACCAAUGGAGGAGUUGAAGGAGCUGGUAGUGUUAGUAGUGGAGGAACUCAUGGUGGUGGAGGUGCUUUAGGAGUUGGGGGAGGUACAGAUAGUAGAAUUGGAGGAGGUGAUAGCGGUAGUUUAGGAGAUGUAGGAGGUGUUCAUAAUGGUGGCGAGAUUGGAAAAGGUGGAGAUACUAUUGGAAAUAUCAGUAUUGGUGGUAGAGUUGGAAGAACUAGUGGUAUUGAUAAUUGGAGAAUUGUGGUAGGGGAAAUGGUAGUUUAG
Messenger RNA from Manihot esculenta (cassava), 2499 nucleotides. Its product is annotated as glycine-rich cell wall structural protein 1.8. The coding region runs from base 1 to 2499 and encodes 832 amino acids. The transcript is spliced from 6 exons. The record is from RefSeq and is a predicted model, not a curated record. Lineage: Eukaryota; Viridiplantae; Streptophyta; Magnoliopsida; Malpighiales; Euphorbiaceae.